UUCACCAUUGCCCCUUGUGCUGGAACUUUAAAACUCAAAUCUAAACCCCUAAACAUUACACUACAAUCCAGAGAGAUGUGUGUUGGGCUUGUCACGCUUUCCUGGAUUGUUGGCAUCUUCCAUGCUCUGAGUCAGUUAGCAUUUACUGUGAAUCUGCCCUUCUGUGGACCCAAGGAAGUGGACAGCUUCUUCUGUGACCUCCCCUUGGUGAUCAAACUCACCUGUGUAGACACAUACCUCCUGGGAGUGUUCAUGAUCUCAACCAGUGGCAUGAUUGCCCUGGUGUGUUUCAUCCUCUUGGGGAUUUCCUACAUGAUUUUCCUGGUCACUGUUCGGCAACUUUCCUCUGGUGGGUCCUCCAAAGUGCUCUCCACUUGCAGUGUCCACUUCACCAUUGUGCCUCUUUUUUUUGGCCCGUGCAUUUUCAUCUAUGUAUGGCCUUUCACAACCUUCCCAAUAGACAAAGUGCUCUCAGUAUUUUAUACCAUUUUCACCCUCUUGAAUCCAGCGAUCUAUACCCUUAGAAAUAAAGAUGUCAGGGAUUCCAUGAGAAAACUUAGCAGCCGCAUCUUUAAGUCUAGGAAGACUGAUCAUUCCCCUUGA
This is a messenger RNA of Ailuropoda melanoleuca (giant panda), 603 nucleotides long. RefSeq names its product olfactory receptor 4K3-like. The record is from RefSeq and is a predicted model, not a curated record. Gene Ontology annotation, cellular component: membrane. NCBI's taxonomy places the organism in Eukaryota, Metazoa, Chordata, Mammalia, Carnivora, Ursidae. Gene Ontology annotation, molecular function: olfactory receptor activity. Gene Ontology annotation, biological process: G protein-coupled receptor signaling pathway.